UCGUCAUUGGGAAAAAUAAAAACUUUUACGCUGUCCAAAAGGAAUCUAUUCAAAUCUGAACAAUUAACAUAUUUCUGUUUCGGUGCUUAGCUGCUCGUUAUGGAACCACAGACUGCCAUUAUUAGAUCAACAUCCAGCUGCAGCUCGAGUGCGUCUUCCAGUGACAAGAUGAAUUACGCACUGCAAGUAGCUUUGCAAACAAUGAAAGAGCGUUGUAUACAGCUGCAACAGCGUGUGUCGAGUAUGGAAGAGGAGAACCAACGACUGCGAGAUGAAUCUCAUAUAAAACAGGUUCCAAUUGUUGGCAGUAAUAAUGUGUUAUUAUUGCAAUCACAAGUAGACGAACUGCAACGGCAAAAAGAGCAGCUGUUGGAGCAGAUCAGUAUGGUGUCUGAUGAGAACCGUAGACUUUGGUCGAGUCUUUCGAAAAUAUCUAAAGAUCAGCCACAUGCAACAGAAGAUGUUUAUACAAUAAAUAGUACCGCCAGUCCCUUAAUUGCUACCAAUCAGAACCUAAUCCGCUCUAAGACAUUUACACAGCACUCGCCAAAUCCACACUUGCGUCAAAAGGUAAUUACAGACGUAAGUUUUGAAGAGAUAGUACUAGCUGACUUUGAGACGAACAAAGCGAAAAUUGGCUAUCCCUGUGAGCUAAACGUAUACGACGCAAGUAACGUAAGCGAGACGGAUAACAACUUUGAUGCCAAGCACUGCAUGGAAGGUUUGCAGGAUCUGCGCCGUGAGGCGAUGAAACAGCAACAGGAAUUAAACUCGGCGAUUACAAAGAUUGGGGCGCGCAUUGUCCUUCAGCCCUGUCCUGAUUGUGCACAGAAAACGGCGAACAAGCCAGAAAUGGCUGAUAAGAGCUUAGAGACCGAGGAGAGCCUGAGCAACGAACCCAAAAAAUAUCACAGCGUGAGCAAUAUUAACAUCGAGCACGAAAUAUUAAAUGAUCGGCUGUCAACAGAAACUGUUCUGCCAGACCAUCGGCUUAGUAUAAUACAAGAUAAAAUGAAUGCUGAUUCUAUCGAUAAAACAUGCCCUAUGUGCGGAAAGCUGUACUCUAGCCAAGUUUCUUUUAAGGCUUUCCAAGAACAUGUGGAGAUGCACUUUAUUGAUGAGCCGUUGGAAGCGGAAGCGAGCAUAGAUCGCCAAUUCGAAUUCAUUUCACAUGCCGUUGGUGAUUUUUGACAAAUUAUGCCGAUAUUUGAUCUACUCGGCUAAGAUGAAUAGAUGUAUGAUAUGUAAGAAAGUUGUAUCUUAAUAUAAAAUUAUUAAUAAGAACCGUUAGGAAAUAAGAAAAAAAAUGUUGAGCCAAAUCAACUACAUCAACAGUAAUUGAUGAAUUAUGCAUAUUUAGAUAUACAAGUAUUGGUACCCUCAUCUUUGAACUUUCUACGGACCUAAAAUCAAAAGUAAAAAGCUUUCGUCAAUGCCAAAAAUUUCCAUAAGAAUUGGAGAUAUACCGUAAUGAAAGAAACUGAAUAGAGUUCAAAGAACAACUUAAUUUUACAUAUAAAAUUGGCAAUAAACAUAUGUUUUAUU
Molecule: messenger RNA, 1545 nt
Organism: Drosophila busckii
Lineage: Eukaryota; Metazoa; Arthropoda; Insecta; Diptera; Drosophilidae
Gene: spn-F
Product: protein spindle-F
Exons: 2
Coding region: 100-1191 (363 amino acids)
Source: RefSeq, a predicted model, not a curated record